Phlebotomus papatasi is the source of this 8715-nucleotide messenger RNA. RefSeq lists its product as uncharacterized. The record is from RefSeq and is a predicted model, not a curated record. The transcript has 11 exons. Bases 1823 to 5134 code for a protein of 1103 amino acids. Gene Ontology annotation, cellular component: cell periphery. NCBI's taxonomy places the organism in Eukaryota, Metazoa, Arthropoda, Insecta, Diptera, Psychodidae.
CAGUCUCAACUAAGGGUAGGCACCGUGUCUGUUGGCUUUCUCCAGUCAGUCCGAGACAAGUGUCUGUCCGGUGUGCAGUCAUUCAGUGGACACGACAUACAGCAGACGCUAUUCUUCUCGUUAGUUGGUCCUUCGACCAUCACCAGAGUGACAUACUCUCUAACAUAAACCGUGACUUUACCAAAAGUAUUUGAGUGCAUGUCUUGGGGGCAAUUGUGACUAUAAACAGUGGUAAACAUUGCUGCCGAAAUUUAACUUGUGAGCCAUUUUCAUAUUUGAUUGGAACUGUGCAUAGCAAUUUGUGAAAAUAUGGAAAUCUGAAUUGAUUCAUCUCCAUCAUCCCCCGUCUCUCCUUAUCAGCAACGCGCUCUCUGGUUGCAAAAUUUAUUAUUUAUGCAAAUGCAAUUAAGUCUGUUGGCAGUUUAUUUUCAAAAACAGACAACCUAGACUCAGGCAAACGAACAUCAUAUACAACAGGAGGACGUAUUUAAAAUUUAUCCAAAUGAAUAUUCCUCAUUGAAACAUCCCGGGUAAAUGUUUCGUUCUUCUGCAUUUUUCAUACCAUAGUGUCAGUUUUGAGUGUACACUGUGGAGGAGUCUCCCUCGAACCAUCAGGUCAACCCUCUGACCCACGAGAACCCCUAUGGUAAUAGUAUACCUAUUGAUUAAUUUAUAAUACUCAAAAUAUUUCGAAUGGAUACCAAAAUUUUUCCACCCUCUUGAAGUUGCAUUAAAUUAGAACGAAUCUCAGAAAUCUUCGCCAGCCCCUAUAUACUUGAGGUAUAUGGAAUGUGAAACAUUUUCCGACAAAAUUAAUCCAGAGUAUUUUAAUGCAUCUACUCAACAAGACACUCACUCAGUGGUAGAUUUACGUGCUCUCAAAACUAAUGGAAAUAAUAACCCAGUGGUGUAAAUAAAAUUAAUUAGAAAGCGCCUACGAGGGUGUUCUUGAAAGUUUCACAUUUUAUGUGCAGCCAAAGGAACUUUUCACACCCCACUGUAUACAACCCCCAUAAGCAUUCACUCCCUACCCCAAGAGACCUUAGAUAACUCGUAUAUUGUGACAGUGGUAAAUGCAAGAAAUUGUAUCUAUUUCCUCAAACCUCAAAAGAUUCUCACUCAAAGAAAACUGAUAUUAGAAUAAGAGAAUGUGUUGAACGAUAUUUCUAUUUUAUCAAAAAAAGAAACUUCAAUUGUACUCAAAGUAAAAGUAUUUUUCAGUGUUGUAAAAUUAAAUGUGAAUGUUGAACAUUUUAUGUCAGAAGUGAACACAAGUGAAUCUAUAAGAGAUCAUAUAUCGGUGCAAUAGGGAACAAGAGUACACACAAUUUUGUGAAAGAACUAGGAAAAGUGUUGUGAAGAGGGGCAAAAAAAAGUCAAAGACAGGAAAGAGAGUAAACUUAUCCAUUUCUUAUAUUACUUCUUCAACCGAUACUUUGUUCUUGGCAAGAAAGAUAUAGUGCUUCUGUGAUGGGACACGAAGAAGAAGCAUCUACUGUUUGAGUUAAGAAUCACCAAAGGGCAUCUACCGGAAUCGCACCCAAAGACCAUUGUACUGUCGCUUCUUUUGUAGUUAUAAGAACUGAAAAUAAACUGGGAAAUUUCACCAAAGCGAAAAGACAUUUUCAGCUGGAAUAGACGGAAACUGGUCUCUCAGUCGAUGACUCUACGUGUUUACAAUGUAGGGGAGUUUGUGGAAAAACCACCAGCAAUUAAUGCCACUACACCAUGGAUGAAGCAUGCAUCGGAGCUUGACAGAGACCGCCUCUUCUAGUGGUGGAAUUUACCGAUAAUCAUCGACUUAAUCACUGUGCCACUCAACAUGUCACGAAGCUCCAAGAAAAUAAAGCCCAAAGGGCUUAUUUGGACAUUGUUGAGUUGCGUCAUUGCAUUCAUCCUCUCCGGAAUUGACAUGGUGAAUGCUCUCAAGAGAGGACGAUUACUGGUACCAGUGACAUAUACAGCACUUGAGGGCGAUUUACGUGUUCAGCUGCAGAAUGUCCAGUUGGAUGAUUUGGGUCACAAAAACCAGGAUCAUCGUCUGCAUAUAACACGCAUCGAGGAUUCAUCCCGCACAACAGUUGGCAUCAUUGACAUCUAUCCAGAUCCCUUUUCCAACGUCACCCAGAUCACAGUUCCCUGCCAGUAUUUCCUCCGUGGUGGACUGUAUGAGUUUGAAGUUGUGGGUAGUGAUGUCACCACCCAGAAGUCCAGUCGGAGUGACAAUCCGCCAAAGGAGCGUCUUAGGCAGCAACUAGAUGUGAGAUGGCCAAUGGCUAAAUUAAGUGUAACACCGGAAUCCAUUGGAACGUAUCCACAGGAGCCGGUGGAUGUUAUCUUGGAAUUUCCUAGUGUUGAGUGUAACUUCCCAAAUACAGACUCUUUGGAUGUGCCCGAGUUCUGGCUUGAGCUCAACUACUGUGGCCACGAGAUUUAUUGUGACAGUAUGAAUGUAACCAAGUCGCAGAUUUUAUAUGCUGAACAAGUUAGGGGUUUCCCACGGACUCGAAUCGUUAAGCUACGGUGUGAAUUAUUUGGUCUUGCCGGACACUAUGUGCUCAAAUUACGCCCAACACCACCCACACCCAACAUAGUAUCCGCAUCAGCAUUUAUUAAGGCUGAUUGGAGCGACCAAUUUGUGUUCAACGUUCACGCCCGCAGCAUAUUCCCAUGCGAUCCAAUGACUGGUGGCAUUGGGGUGCUGUUUGAGUAUCCGGCAUGCAUCCUCGAUCAGGCGGAUCGUGUCCGUUUAUUUGCUAAAUUGCGUGCAGAUGUUGCCUCAUUGGCGCCACCGACAUCACUGCACUACGUCACGGAGCAACGUGUCGUCCGUGGGCAGCAUUCUCUGCAUUUCGAUUGUGACCUCUUCUCUGAAAAAUAUGUGGAGUACUGUUUCGUGUAUGUGAGUCAAGCCAUCUCUGGUGCAGUAGCUGACAUCCGUAUGGACUGUGUACCAACGUUACCCGUCAGUGAACAAGAUACUGGAGGAUGGGGACCCUUCAGCGAAUGGACACCAUGCUCAACAACGUGUGCUGGAGGCACAAGGAAUCGCUAUCGAUUCUGCGAUUCACCACCUCCACGUUAUGGAGCAAAAUUCUGCGAAGGUCCAGCAGUGGAGACAGAACGUUGCGGUGGACCAGAGUCUGGCACAUGGGAGUGCCUGUACGGAUCAGGAAACUCCUUAACUGGCGAAGUGCCAGCCGAUCGUCCAGAAGUGAUAGCAGAGAUUGGACCAGGCUGCCGUUGCGGAUGCAUUGUGCAUUUGGGUGCUGUAAAAUCUCGCCGUCUGAUUGCCUCAUCCUCCCGCAGUUGCCCAGGAAGGACAUUCUGGCUGGUUCAAGCAGAUGAAAAGUGUCACAUCCUCUUCAAACUGGAUUUCUUCCGCCUCCCAUGUGCCACGCAAUAUCUCAAGAUUCGCGAUGGGGAUUCACUAUCUUCCGAGUUAAUUGGUGAAUUCAUCGGAGGAUACACACGUGUUCCAGACAGUGCAACGUCCAGUGGUUCCCAGAUGCUUCUUGAGUUCCUCUCUGAUGAACUCGCUUCCAUGGGAGAGUCCUGCGGGGGUGGCUUCUUGGCUCACGUUCAACAAAUAUGUCAUCAGAAUGCAAGUUUUCCGGUAACUAGCAGAGCCAUCAUCCCAAUUUCAACGAUAGAAUCAAUUGCCAUGAAAUUAACCAUUGCUCAUGUGGCUGCCAUCGCCUUUGUGAGUGUGAUCAUCGUCAUGAGUCUCAUGCUGGGCACCCAAUACGUCUUUCGAUAUCGCAAAUAUCAGCUGGCCGAGAGCAAGGGUGAGCCUGAUUCGCCAGCACACACCCCACGGACGUCAUUGGGUUCGUUAGUGGGCCAUGGACCACCAUCCAGGGCUAUCUCCACCAGCACCCUUCUCUCCGACGUCAUAUCGCUUGUUAAGUUUCGUCCAGGCUCUAGACGAGUCAAGCACUCGAGGUUGCGGGAAAAUUUGGACACAGACACCCUCACCAAGAGUUGCUCUGGAGAUGGACAUGGCGCUGAAGUUGAUGAUGCCGAGGCCGAUAAGUCCCACAGCGAUGAUGACGCCAGUGUAAUGAGUUCCCUUACCAUCACCAAUGAAAAAAUCAAUGAGGAUAGUGGGAAGACGCCUGGAGAGUCAAAUAGUUCCAAUGGUGUAUCACCCAUGUCCCUGGUGAACACAAAUACUCCACCAUCGGAUGGUUCAAUUAGUAGCCUACCGCCAACGCCACUGGAUACCCCAAUUCCUGGUCGACGGAGCCUGGGAACACCAUCGGAGGCACUUGAGACUAAAAGUGUCAACGGAGGCAAAUCCACAAGAUUCCGCAGGGAAUUUCGCGGAGGCAGCAAUGCGCCAGACACUGACACAGAGAGCAUCAAGAGAAUGAUGAUUGGAGCUCAGAUAGCACGCAAUAAAAAGCUAAGCGUCAGCAAUGUCACACUGACGAAUGGGAGCUAUUCGCCGGCACUCAGCAUGACCAGUACAGCGACGAUACGCACCACAAGUCAGAAAGAGAGCAAGGAUAAGAGGAAUCGACAGAAACUCCUCGCAGGUCCAGGAUCUGAAUUUUCUCUGGCCAAUCCUGAAGAACUCGAGCUUGACUACUAUGACUACAAUGUGAUUAAUGCAGGAGCAGCCCCGGGAUCAUAUCUGGGCAUGGAUCCUGCCUAUCUGGUCUGGAUACCACCUCUAGAUCAGGGCAAUAUUAUCCGGGAACUUACAGAGAAGGAUGAUACGCCUGAUCGUGAGAGUCCUCAGUAUGAGGAAAUUCUACCACGGCAUGAGAAUAUCGAUCCGGGAAGUAACACAGAGACUCCAGAUGAGGAGACACCAUCCCUGAGUAACACCAAGACAACUCUGAUGAUGAGAAAAAUACCUGGUGUGCCCGAAACUAGUGGGAUCCAACUGCAGGACUUCACAAAGGUGAGAACAGCUAAGUAUCCCCAAAUGGCGGGAAGACUGAUUCCCACUCGAGAAAAUAGAGAAGAAGAGGAGGAAAAGGAGACUUCUGUGGUGAAGUCACCCAGCAAUUACUUCGAAAUGGAUGAUAUCAAGUUUGCUGACGAUGAUCAUGAUCACGAUGAUGACUGCAACAAGAGAAUUGAUUAUCACUCUGAUACCAAAAAACAUCCUGUUAAAACCUAAAAAUAUCCUUUUCUCAGAGUGCUUUUUGAGAAUCUUAUGAAAACAUUUUUUCCAACGAAAGCUUGAAAGCUCAAGAUGAAGUUUCAGGGGGUUUACAAUUUAAUUUUAUUAAAGUUAUUAAAAUGAAAAUAAUUGAAGUAAUGCUUUUUCAAUUAAAAUGUUUUAUUUAUAAUUUUUUUUUAAUGUUUAUUGUUUGCCUCGAUUGCAGCUAACUCCAAUGCAGCCUGGAAACCCGAUAUAGCUUCGAUUGUUAAAAUGGAUAAAAUUUAAAAUAAAGCAGAAUAUCGCAUUAAAGAAAAUUACGAAAGAUGAAAGUAGAAGAAAAUUUCCAUACUCCGUAAUAAUUUAAUUUGAUUCAAAAUAUAUGGCAAAGCGUCACAGCUUUUCGGAAUGCUCGAACUCACGAGAUAGGGCUCUGUGAAUUAGUUUUUCGCAUGAUCUUUCGGUGAUUUACUGGUCUACUAGAGAUUAAAUUGAUUCAAAAUUCACAAAAGCAUUUGAAAAUUUAAAAAAAAAUCGAUACUUAAACGAUUAAUUACCGACGAAGACCGAUGCAGUCGAGUUUGAAAUUUCAAUACCUUUCCAAAAAAAAAAUAAAUUUAACUGAAUCGGUUAAAAAAUGAACACUUCAAAAUGAUUGAUCUUUGAUCUUCAAUAAUUCAAAAUGGCGAACUUUCCGGUCAUAAGUAGGGGAGAUUGGGGCAAAAAGUCACAAAUAAAAAAAUUCAAAAUUCAAUAUCUUCCAAAUUAGAAAAGAUAGCGGCUCAAAUUUUUUUUCUAUAGAUAGUCUCCAUAGACCUUCUUCAAUGUCGUAAGUUUCUUAGAAUUCGAACAAGGAAUUUAGAAAAUAAAAAAUAUUGAAAUUUUUAGCCCUAUUUUUGAAAUAUUUUCCUUACAGAAAAUAACAAUUAUUAAACCUACUUAUUUUCCAAAAUUGAUGCACUGGUGAAUAUUUUCUAAAUAAUUUGGAUUUCUUCAAUACGAAUCCGCUACCUAUUUUAGAAUUUCACAAAAGUUCUUUUCUCCAGAAAUCCUUUUAUUAAAAAUGGCCACUUGGGGUAAAAAGUAACAAAAGGUAUAAAGCAAAAUGUAGCAAAAAAACGAAGCAAUUUGUAAUGUCUCACGGCGAAAAGAAAUGUCAUUAUCAUGUCUCGCCGCUUGUUGUUUGCAUUGGUCAAACGAUUUGCAGUCUUUUGUGUUUUUUUUUCCUAAAAUAGCUUGAAAAGCGCUUUUCCCGUUUUCUCACUUUUCUAGUAGAGAAAACAAUGUUUUACAAAGGUGUAGAUGAAUAAAUUUCCUAUGAAAAUAUGUCCUCUAGGUAUUUUUUUCAAAUUUACGGAAGCCUGUAAUGAAGCGAAUCAAAAUAUGAUAAUACCCCGUGACUGGUACUAUUUGCCCCAGCAUUUUUGAGAAUGAUCACAAAAUUACCUUUUAGAAAUUGGCUCGAUAAACGUAUUUCCUUACAAAAUAGAGGAAAAUUACUUUCACAAAGUUGUAGAGCGGUAAAUUUCAUAUAAAACUGCCCUAAUUAGAAAUUUUUGAAGCGCUCGAGUAGCUUGUAAAAAAAAUAAAAUAUCCGUUUUGUGACUUUUUGCCCCAGUCUCCCCUAUGCUUCGACGAAAUUUUCGCUUGGAUUACCUCUAAAAUAUAUCAGUAAAUCAUUGAAAAAGCUUGGGCCAAUUUUGAGAAGAACCGAAAUACAUGGUUUUGAAGGGGAUAGAGAAGGGAUAAGGGGGAAAAGGAAAAAAGACCGCCCAAGAUAAUGACCACUUAUAAGGGGGCAGCAAAGACUGGAAGUCGAUAUCUCUUACCGUUUAGCCUUUAGCCUGGGAACAAACUUAAGGUCAAGUAAAAAAGUAAUUUCCGAAAAAAAAAUUAAAAAUCGGUACUUUACCGAAUCAUUACCUAUGAAAACCGAUGCAUCCGUGUUUGAAAUUUCAAUACCUUUCCAAAAACUCCAAAUUUAACCAAAACGGUUGAAAAAUGGGUCUUCCAAAGUUCAACGAAAUGUUCGCCUGGACUACCUCUAAAACAUAUUCGAAAAUCAUUGAAAAAACUUGGGCCAAUUUUGAGAAAAACCAAAAAAUAUGGUUUUGAAGAGGAUGGAGAAGGUGGAAGUAAAAGAUUAAAAAACGCGUGGAGAUUAUGUUUUUUAUCGGGGGUCAUCGAAAACCGAAAGUUAAUAUCUUCUACCGUUACAGCUCCAGGACGGUGACAAUUUGAAACAAAAAAGAGGAUUAACUACUCUCAUUGAGUUCGAGCAGUAAAAAAAUUUAAGAAAAAAACAUUGAACUUAUUUUGGGUUUUAGUCAAAUUCAAUAGUGCAAACAUGCUUAGUUUUUAUAAAAUUUGCAAAAUCAGAGUUAAAAAUAUAUAUUUUUCUCAUUAAAAACCGAAAAUUAUUAUUCUAUAGCUUUUAAGGUAUGACUUUUGCUUUAAAAACGUUAACUAAUUAUUUAUUUAAUAAUUUUACUACUCAGCAAUUGAGUUGAUGUUUAAAAAGUGUAUUUCUUUCUCAAAGUUGUUGCAUUUCUUGUUGGAAAAUUCUUUAAAAUUGAGAUAUUUUGAGAAGUUUUAAUUAGUUUUUAGAUACCAAAAAAAAAAGAAUAAAAGUAGACCCCCUGAAGAGUUUCCUUAAUUGAAGGAAAAUAUCACAUAAAAGUUUGGAAAUUGUGUUUAUCAUGUACCGAGAGUGUAAGAAUCAUUAGCAGUCAUUAAUAUUGUGAUAUGAUAAUUGCAGAGUCAGUGGAGAAAAGAGAGAUCCUUGUGCAAUAUGAAUAAAUUUUUCAGCCACUCAAAAGGAAAAUCUCAUUUAGGCAGAAUGUUGAGUAAAGUUUAAACGGAAAGUUUAUAACGCAGAGUCUAUAUAAUUUUCUCUGAAUGAGAGACUGAAGAUGACGUUUGUAAAACUACCACUCUAACUCAAAUGUGCUAGAAAUAAGAAAAUUAAUUGCUACAGCCAUAAUUAUUACAAAAUAAUUUGAAAUCCAAAAACUUUGUAGUUUGUUAACAUGAAAGUUAAAUAAAUCAUUUUCAUCUUCUAAAGUAGCAAGUAAUGCAACGUGUAAUUAAUCUCCAGUAAUAAUUAGCUUGUAAUGUAACACACUUUAACAAACUAUGUAAAUGUGAAAAUCUAUUAUUUGGCAAAAAAAAAAGAAAUCUUUAAGGAUUGCCUCUCAGAGAGGACAAGUGGUGGAAUUACUCAAUUUAUGUUACAAUAUUCUCGUCAAAAAAAAAUUGUCAUAUAGGGAAAAUCACACGAAUAGCUUCAAUCUACUAUCAAAGAAGUAUAUUCCAAAAAAAUGGGAAAAGAUACCAAUAAAUGUAGAAUAAGAAAUAUUAACAAAAUAUAAAUAAUAAUAAAACUUAGACAUUAAACACUAUACGAUAAGAUGCAAGAUAUCUAGAAGAAGAAAAAAACACUAGUCAUAAUUUAUAUUUUGUUAUGUGUAGCAUAUGGCAUUUCUAAAACUAUGCCCCAAAGAAAAAAAAGACCGUAGAAUGAUUGUUAUUUUAACAAAAUUAUUAAUUUGGAAUUUUACCACUUGAAUUUUUAAAUAAAUCUGUACAUUGUACUUGGA